UGUUUAUUUGCUAAGCUCCCAGGGAAAAAAGAGUUCAUUGAAGAUCCGGAGCCAGAAACAAGGCGUCUCUCUAUCUCUCCGUAAUCCGAAGAGACCGUCUUGUCCCUCUUCACAGUCCCUAAAACCCUAGAAAGCUACCUCCAUCGAUAAUACACAGGCUCUGUUUCCCGGAAGAAACCCUAAUUUUUGUUUUCAAUGCUCCUUACGGCUCUACAUCCUUAAUAUCCAUUUUUUUUUGAAUCCUCGUUUGUUUAUUUUACGCUCGUAUUGGGGGAUUUUAUUAAAAAUGGAUAUCGAGCAAAGGCAAGCUGAGUUAAUCGAUCACUUUGUGAAGAAAGCCUUGGUUAACAAGGGCUCCGCUCUCGCGCCUGUGAUUGUGGAAGCCACCUCUCACCCUUCCCUCUUCGCCUUCUCGGAGAUUCUCUCCGUGCCUACAGUUAUCGAGCUUGAAGGAACUGAAAGUUCUGUAUUACUGGAUGUGCUGCGUUUGUUUGCACAUGGCACAUGGAGUGAUUAUAAGAAAGUUCGUUUGCUGCCCUCUGUCAACGAUGCUCUUCCCUCCCGUGCAGCCCUAUGUAAACAUUAUAAUAUUAGCCGUCUUCCACCAUUAGUUCCUGAUCAAAUUCUCAAGCUGAAGCAACUUACUGUGCUCACACUGGCAGAAACAAACAAGGUACUGCCUUAUGAUCAACUCAUGCAGGAGAUAGAUGUUAGAAAUGUGCGUGAACUUGAAGAUUUUCUCAUCAAUGAGUGCAUGUACGCGGGCGUAGUUAGAGCAAAGCUGAAUCAGUUGCGAAGGUGCUUUGAGAUCCAAUUUGCUGCUGGGAGGGAUUUGAGGCCUGGACAACUUGGAAGUAUGAUAGAAACUCUAUCGAAUUGGUUGACUACAUCUGAUAAUCUACUUGUCUCAAUUAAAGAGAAGAUAAAGUGGGCUGACAAUAGGAGCGAGUUAGACAAGAAGCACCGGAAGGAUAUAGAAGACAGGGUGGAAGAUGUGAAGAAAUCCCUUGCCAUCAAGUUAGCAAGUCAAGGGAAUGGGUUAAGGAUUGAGUUAUAUUCAAUUACGGGGAUAUGUUGGUCGAUGUGUCUUACUUACGUUGUGGCAGAAGUUACAAACUGUGAGCAGGCCGACAUGGACUUCCGAGGGCAUGAUGAGAACUUCUCAGAACCUGGUGGGGUGAUGGACUAUGAGGAAGACAGGAGCCGACCUAAGAGGAGGCGACAUCCAUUUUUGUAAAUAUAGAGAUGUGGAACUCAUUCGAUUGGAGUUAGACGUGCAGCCAGAUUUUUGUUCAUGGCAUUCCAAUGCUGAUUUAUGCUUUCAGGAAUGGUGAUGGGAGAAGAUGGUGAAUUUGUCAUUGUCACAUCCUGAGUAUAUUUAGGGAGUGUUAUGCUUAUCUUGAACAAGUGUUAUUCCUCGAGUUGGCAAGAAUAGUUGGUGCGGGUAAAAGUUUUUAUUGUUAGAUACUUGAUAUUGUAGUAGUCGAUGUUAUUUUCAUAAUGUUCUUAGAAAUCAUUAUUUUGUGACAAAAUUGGUUAUGAUAUAUUAUACUACAUCCUGCAUCAAAUGAACUUGUGUUUUGUUUUUUGAAA
Molecule: messenger RNA, 1593 nt
Organism: Tripterygium wilfordii
Lineage: Eukaryota; Viridiplantae; Streptophyta; Magnoliopsida; Celastrales; Celastraceae
Product: COP9 signalosome complex subunit 7-like
Exons: 10
Coding region: 287-1237 (316 amino acids)
Cellular component (GO): COP9 signalosome
Source: RefSeq, a predicted model, not a curated record